Mesocestoides corti is the source of this 510-nucleotide messenger RNA. NCBI's taxonomy places the organism in Eukaryota, Metazoa, Platyhelminthes, Cestoda, Cyclophyllidea, Mesocestoididae. The record is from the annotation of a GenBank genome assembly.
AUGACAAGACCUCCUAACAUUGCGAUGUGCACGCUCCUGUUUGAAAUCAAACCCCCUCGUCAACUUCUUGCGAACCCCGCUGUUAGCUGUUACAAGCCCUAUCAAACUCUCUUCUCACUGCCCGAUGAUUACCUCCGCCAUCGUCAGGCCAGUUUGCAACCUGACAAUGGGUCGUCUGCCAGUACGGUUUCUGCCGCCAGCCCAUGUCAUGCUACGAGGUCCACGUCUCGUGAUGAACUCAUAGCUAGCAAACACACUGUAUGUUUCCCACCGUUUUCGGCGACACUCGAUACCACCGACUUCACUUUCCCAGCCCUUCCUCCUCACCCAAUUGCCCCCUCGGGGAAUAUCACAGGUCCCGUUAAGACCUCCCCAGUCGCGCUGAAAGACACUGGCUCGAAUCCCGUCGACUUAUCAGCUCGUCACCAGAGCUCAGUCACAGGUUGUGCUGGCGACGUCAAUGUCACCGUCCUAACCUACGCCUCGAGCGACCUGCGCCAAGCCACGUAG